This is a messenger RNA of Enterobius vermicularis (human pinworm), 1530 nucleotides long. Lineage: Eukaryota; Metazoa; Nematoda; Chromadorea; Rhabditida; Oxyuridae. The record is from the annotation of a GenBank genome assembly.
CGACAGGCUGAAGAUUUACGUAUUGGCAAGAUGGUGAUGGAACCGUAUGAAAUAAAAUCACAUCCCUACGAGUGUAUGACGUUGAACUGUCUAUGUCCAUUUUUUAAGGGACGACUGAACGCUAAACGACAAUGUAUCUUGGCGAAUGGUCGUUUACUGAAUAUGGCCUACCGAAAAGAGUAUCGGAUGCUAACUGACGAUGAGCGAAAUCGUUGGCAUAAUGUACUAAAUAUUUUAAAAAGUAGUGGAGAAUACGACAGACUUAGUGCUCAGCAUCAAGAGGUUGGUAGUGGAAGCGGAGCGCACUCUGGACCCGAAGGAGAUACUAUGUUAUCAAUAUUACAACAAUUUGAAAUUGCAGUACGACUUGUUGACCCUUCAUUAGCGAUUCCGUACUGGGACUCUGUCAUAGACAGUUACCUGCCAGACCCAAGGGAUUCUAUUCUGUUUACACCACUGUUUUUUGGAGAUACAGAUUUUUAUGGUAACGUGGUAACCGGACCGUUCGCGUACUGGCGUUGUUUGGACGGUCGGACAGCAAUUUGGAGGAAUAUGGGGAAGGAGGGUUCUUUAUUUACAGAGAAUAGUAUAAACAACGUGCUUGCCCAAACUAACAUUGAAUUCGUUUUAGCCUAUACCGCUCCAUUGCCAAGCUGUCCUGUUCCGACAAACUUUUUUGCUCUCGAGUAUGCUCAUUCUAAUAUUCACCUGUGGGUUGGGGGUCAUAUGAAGCCACCGUCAUCAUCAUCAAACGAUCCGUUAUUUUACACGCAUCAUUCAUUUGUGGAUUAUAUUUGGGAAAUGUGGAGGCAACUCAGGCAAACAAGACAAGCACGUGAAUACUCACGUGACAUGCCUCAAUGUGCUGAUCCUCAACAUUUUAGCUAUGCAGUAAUGAGGCCAUUUUAUACUCUCGUUAACCGUGACGGGUUGUCUAACGCGUAUACGGAUUAUGUUUAUCAUUACGCUCCGAGGCCAUCUUGUACAAAGAGCAACCCAACUUGCAAUUCCACAUACCUGUUUUGCGAUAUCCGAGGGCGACCGCACUGUGUCUCUAAGAUUAAGAUUGGUGGUCGCUGUGUUGGUUUUGAAGGUUUUAAUUCUUGCUAUAAAGGAUUUUGUUUGCGUGGAUAUUGCGUUGCUCAAACUUUCCAUUCCCCUACUUCGGUUCUUGAGCAACUUGAUGACGUCGCAUUGCCGGCAUCGAAACAGAGUUUUAUCACUGAAGUGAAGUCUAAAACGAACUUUACCUGUUACGAUCGACACCCAUGUUGUGGAAGCUGGUCAAGAAGAGGCAUUUGUAAUAAUGCCAGUAAACGAGCUUAUUGUGCAGUUUCGUGUUCAACUUGUAACCUGUUGACAGAAUGUGCUGAUCGACAUCCGAGUUGUGCAAUUUGGGAAAAACUUGGUGAAUGCAGCGGGAGAUCCAGUCAUUUUAUGGCUGAAAAUUGUCGUACUUCCUGUAAAUUAUGCGGUGAAUCAAAAUCUUUAAAAUGCUCAGCGGUCAGUUCUGUAAAUUUUUUAAUUUAA